Carcharodon carcharias (great white shark) is the source of this 2405-nucleotide messenger RNA. RefSeq names its product F-box/LRR-repeat protein 14. Gene Ontology annotation, cellular component: SCF ubiquitin ligase complex. Gene Ontology annotation, biological process: SCF-dependent proteasomal ubiquitin-dependent protein catabolic process. Gene Ontology annotation, molecular function: protein binding. The transcript has a single exon. The coding region runs from base 282 to 1484 and encodes 400 amino acids. Lineage: Eukaryota; Metazoa; Chordata; Chondrichthyes; Lamniformes; Lamnidae. The record is from RefSeq and is a predicted model, not a curated record.
UGGCUUUUUUUUUUGCAAUUUAAAGUAAUGCAAGCCUGGAUGACAAUGCAUCGUCAGCCGUGCCUUUGGGCCGAGAGGCCAGAGUUUUGAAGCUGCUUUUCUGAUGCGCCGACGGGUUUUGCAGUUUGAAUCCGACUGCGCAAGCAGAAGCAGCAGCAGCAGCAGCAGGCGGGUCACGUGACGCAGUCCCGGGGAUCGCGAAUUGAUCGAUUGGCCAAAAAAAAAGGGAGAGAGACAGAGGGAGAAAGAUAGAGGGGGCCAGUGGGAAAUCGGUCACAAAUAUGGAGACGCACAUCUCGUGUCUCUUCCCGGAGAUUUUAGCCAUGAUCUUCAGUUAUUUGGACGUGCGGGACAAAGGGCGAGCGGCACAAGUGUGCGCGGCCUGGAGGGACGCUGCUUACCACAAAUCCGUCUGGAGGGGGGUCGAAGCCAAGUUGCAUUUGAGGAGAGCCAACCCUUCCCUUUUCCCCAGCCUGCAGGCCAGGGGCAUCAGGCGGGUACAGAUCCUCAGCCUGCGGCGCAGCCUCAGCUAUGUGAUCCAGGGCAUGCCCAACAUCGAGAGCCUCAACCUCAGCGGCUGCUACAACUUGACAGACAUCGGCCUGGGACACGCGUUCGUGCAGGAGAUUCCGUCCCUCAACGUGCUGAACCUGAGCCUCUGCAAACAGAUCACCGACAGCAGCCUGGGCAGGAUCGCCCAGUAUCUCAAGAACCUGGAGGUGCUGGAGCUGGGCGGCUGCAGCAACAUCACCAACACCGGCCUUCUGCUCAUUGCCUGGGGCUUGCACAGACUCAAGAGCCUAAAUUUGAGGAGCUGCCGGCAUGUCUCAGACGUAGGGAUCGGCCAUUUGGCAGGCAUGACCAGGAGCGCUGCGGAAGGCUGCUUAAACCUGGAGUAUCUGACUUUACAAGACUGCCAGAAACUCUCGGAUCUCUCCUUAAAACACAUCUCCAAAGGCCUGACCAAACUCAAGGUGCUCAACCUGAGUUUCUGCGGUGGGAUUUCAGACGCGGGUAUGUUGCACCUAUCACACAUGACCAGUUUGUGGAGUCUCAACCUGAGGUCCUGUGAUAACAUCAGCGACACUGGCAUCAUGCAUUUGGCCAUGGGCAGCUUGAGACUGACUGGCUUGGACGUUUCCUUCUGCGAUAAGAUAGGUGACCAGAGCCUGGCUUACAUCGCGCAAGGCUUGUUUCAGCUCAAGUCGCUUUCCCUCUGCUCCUGCCACAUAAGUGAUGACGGCAUCAACAAAAUGGCCCGGCAGAUGCACGAAUUAAGGACCCUAAAUAUCGGCCAGUGUGUGCGGAUUACAGACAAAGGACUGGAGCUCAUAGCUGACCACUUGACCCAGCUGACGGGCAUUGAUCUGUAUGGCUGCACAAAAAUCACCAAACGGGGAUUGGAAAGAAUAACGCAACUGCCCUGCCUUAAAGUUCUUAACUUGGGACUCUGGCAGAUGACUGAAAGUGAAAAAGUAAGGUGAAAAUUUUUGUUUAAAACAAACACUUAAGAAUCGCCGCCAUUGCUGUCAAAACAGGAGUAUUCAGUUGUUUUAUUCCUCCAAAAAAGUAUGACUUUAAAACAGUGGUGUUCGUUUUGUUGUAACUUAUACGGCAAAUUAUUUCCACACCGUGCUAUCAAAUAAGUUGCAGUAUUCCCAUCCUUCAACAUAGUUUUCACAGCAAAACAACAAGUAAUUUUGACGGUGUCACUGUUUUCUGGAAUCUGGUUCAUACUUUGUUUUGAUGAUAUGCAUAUUGCUGAUAGACACAUUCAAGGCUACCUCGUUUUCUUUUGUGCCCUGAAAUUGAGGAGUUACACAGUAAGAUCUGUCCCUAGAGCAACGUUUUCCCUCCCCGCCUCUGGUUGGUCUACAGCGUUACUACCCUUUUGUGGACAAAAAGAAAUGAAAAUAAAGUUGGCUGGAAACAUUUUUACAAAGGAUCUAUGAAGCACACAUGACGCUGGUUUUCGUAGACUUGGCUGCACCCAAGUCAAAAACCACCGAACUAUAGUUUUAUGCAAAGGAAACAAAAAGAACUGAAGUUGGAAUCUAGACGCCUUGAUCUGGCAGCUGUACAGGUUUUUUCUUUUCGGUCGACACUUAUAACAGUUAUGGGGGACUUAUUUUUCCCCGUCUUUUCAGAAAUGAUUAAAGCCUGUUCUACCUUAAAUAGGGCGACCACGUCAAGUGAAGAAUCAUCGAUUCCCGAGGAUUGAAUGCUUGUCAGGGCCAUGAUGCAUAGACAGGCAGUUAGUUACUGAAGGGAAAAAAUAUCCUGCUGAUCAACCUAUAUUUGAAUUGUACUGUAUGUGAAUUUGUAAAUGAUACUUAAACGUUUUAUAUUCUUACAGUAAACGUUAAAAAGCUGAUAUUUAUAUAAUAAAGACGGGAAAAUAUGAA